This is a messenger RNA of Enterobius vermicularis (human pinworm), 1413 nucleotides long. NCBI's taxonomy places the organism in Eukaryota, Metazoa, Nematoda, Chromadorea, Rhabditida, Oxyuridae. The record is from the annotation of a GenBank genome assembly.
AUGGAAAGCGGAGUCGUCAUCAGAACAAAGAAUAGGAAUUGGGAGUUUGGCAGAAGCCCUCUUGAUGUUGCCGAUUUGAAUGCUGCAGAAUUUAUUGACGCAAAUAGUUUGCUUGGUCUGCAGAUGGCACUCAUUGAUUGCCGCUUUCUCGAACGGGCGCAUCGAAGUGGUGAAGCUUCUGAUGGAAAAUGGGGCCGACGUCAAUGCGGAGAGCGUAGACUGAAAUGUCUAGUAUUUCAGUGGCCCCCUAGUUUAUAUAAUCCCUCAUUGUUUACGGCUGUGGACGGGCACAUUGACGUGGUGAAACUUUUGGUCGAAAGCGGGGCCGACGUCGAUGCAAAGGACGUAGAGGUCCGCAUUGAUCACGGCCUCCAUCGGAAACGUCGACAUGGUAAGUUUUGGUUGAGAACGGAGCCGACGAGCUCUCCUUUUACUUCUACCAGAUUUAACGGGCACAUCGAAGUGGUCAAAUAUCUCGUUGAAAACGGCGCCGAUGUGAAUGUGAAGAACGUGAAUUGGAGGCCCUCGUUGAUUGCUGCCUUAUCGGACGGGCAAAUCGAAGUGGUGAAGUUUUUGGUCGAAGUCGUGGCAGACAUCAAUAAGCGGAACGCCGGACGGGAGUCGUGGCAUUUCUGUAUUUCUUUGUUUUCAAAGUCUAAGGGUGACAUCGGUAGUUCUCUCGGUAGUGGCGGAUUUUUAGCUGUUGUCAUGCUCGUACUUAUUCAGGGGCUCUACGUUGACUCCACUGGGCUUAACAGGCACAUCGGUGUUGUUAUGUAUAUAGGCGAGAGCGGCGCCGACACCAAUGCGACCGUGCUAGGUGGUUUUUUUGCAUUGUUGGCGCUUCAUGUGGGGUUUGCCGCUGCAUGUUGUUUUCAAAAGUUGCCUAUGGGAUUGGCUUUGUUUAUGCGCCUUUGUAAGCAGAGAGCUCGUCUUGCACACGUAUGUAGAGUGAAAUAUUCAGUUGAAAACAAGUUGAAGGAGAAUGGUAAUCAGGCGGUUGUGGACACUACACUUAACUCUUUGACGUUUACAUCAUCUUUUUACGGGCACAUCGAAGUGGUACAGUUUUCUUUGAGAAGGGGGCCAAUGUCAAUGCGAAGGACGAGAGUUGGGUACUGCUAUCGCACCUCUUUGUUAGUUGGGCACAUCGAUGUGGUGAAAUGUUUAGUUGAAAACGGAGCCGAUGUGAAUGCAAAGGACAGAAGAAUCCCCGUAGCGAAUCGAAUGAUACACGCGCAUAUCGAGUUGGUAAGGUUUCUGAUCGCGAGAGGUGCUAAAAUGGGUGAAAAGGAGGAGAGUUAUGUCAGCAUUUGUCGAGUUCCCUUAGAGGAUGUGAGAAGCAGUAUGGAAUGUUCUAUAUUCUUAAAUUAUUUGGGAACAUGUGAUUUUCAGUUUUCUCAAGAUUUCUAA